Molecule: messenger RNA, 355 nt
Organism: Belonocnema kinseyi
Lineage: Eukaryota; Metazoa; Arthropoda; Insecta; Hymenoptera; Cynipidae
Exons: 3
Coding region: 17-355 (112 amino acids)
Source: RefSeq, a predicted model, not a curated record
AAAUUAUUGUUUUACAAUGGCUAAAGUGAAAAGCAGGACACUGCGAGUUCGACAACACCGUGCCAUUGCAACCGUACCAUCAUAUUCAAGGGACGUGAAUGAAAAUGCUGAUCCAGACGAUGUAGACGAUGAAGGAAAUCUUGAAAUUAAUCGCGAAGAUCGUGUUGUUGCUAACGAGUUACAAAACCUAGACGUGGAAUUCGAAAGUAUUCCAUGUGGUUUGGAGAGCGACCAACUUCCCGGUAACACUUUGGAUGAUGAGCAAUAUCAGCAAUAUCAGGACCAUUGGGGGCUCGAAGAAAAGAUUGAAAAAACUCAAGAACGAGAAAAGAAAAUUGGAGAUGACCCCUGUUGA